CGAUAAGAAUAAUAACAACAACAAUAACAACAACGACGACGACGACAACCAUAAUGAAAAGAACAAUGACGAAGACGAUGAUUAUUGCUCCUUUCGAUCUUCGAUCAACGAGGAAGACAAAACCUACGAUUUUACCUAUCGUCAUCGAGGAACUAUCGUUUCUUCUGUGAUACGCGAUAGGGGAGUGUGUUGUGUAUCUCGAACAUUGCGGCCAAUAAUAAAAUACCGACUAACACACACGAACGACGUCUCCGUCCUCCGUCGGGACUCCCUCCCCCCACCCCCCGCUUUUGAACCCUCUCCCCCUGAACGGAUUUACUCGUCGUACUAGAGCGCGCGCGCGCGCGCUCUCUCCAACCUUCUUACGGGAGUGUUGUGUGGUGGUGGUGGUGGUGGUGGUGGUGGUGGUGGUGGUGUUGUGUGUUAGUUAAAUAAUAGUAGUGAUAGAAGCAGUAGCAGAAGUAGCAGCAACAACUAGCAGUUAGUAGUGAUAAUAGAGGCGACCUCUCCCAGCAUCAUCCUCAUCUCGAUGAGUAGCUGCCGGCGCUGUUAAAAGAGUUGUCUCGCGACGCGGUGCUGCCGUUGCCCGACUCGUCGUCGCCGCCGGCGUCGCCGUCGUCGUCCUCCUCCUCCUCCUCCUCCUCCUCUUUCUCCUCUUCCUCUUCCUCCUGUUUCUCCUCUUCCUCCUCCUGGUCGUCCUCGCUGCUGCUACCGCCGCCACCGCCGCUGCCUCUACCUCUGUCUCUACCUCCGCCUCUACCUCUGCCUCUGCCUCUGCCUCUGCCUCUGCCUCCGCAGCUGCCGCCGCCGCCGUCACCACCGCCGCCGCCGCUGCCGCCGCCGAGGAGGCAAAGGCCACUGUGGUGGUGCCUCGGUAUGGAGAUCGAGGCGAAGCAGAGGAAUCAAAGGAAUCGGAGACGAGAACGAGCCCUGCGUAUGCUGGCGCAGAGGGAAAACCUCGUUAAUGCCAAGCAGCAGCAGCAGCAGCAGCAACAGCAACAGCAACAGCAGCAACAACAACAACAACAACAACAGCAGCAGCAGCAGCAAAAUCAACAACAGAGUCAACAUCAGAAUCAACAACAACAACAUAGUCAUCAACAGCAGCAGCAACAGAGUCAACAAAGUCAACAGCAAACGAUUAGACAGAGACCACCCAACGACGAGGAAGAUAGUCAUAGUGGCGAGGACGAGGAUAAUCAUCCAGCCGUCGUUGUCGGUGGUGGUGGUGGUGGUGGUGGUGGUGGUGGUGGUGGUGGUGGUGGUGGUGGUGGUGUUGGUGGUGGUGGUGUUGGUGGUGGUGGUGGUGGUGGUGGAGGAGGUGGAGGUGGUGUUGUCGGUGGUGUUGGUGGUGUUGUCGGUGGUGGUGUUGGUGGUGCUAGUGCCGGUACUGGUACUGGUGGUCCACUUGGAUUAUCUGGACUUGGUGGACUAUCCAGGAACGCGCAUUCUCGCGACGGUGGACACUCGAGGCCACCUAGGCCACCUCGACCUCCCAGACCUAGGAAGAAGUCUUCCCUAGCCGCUGCCGCAGCCGCCGCGGCAGCGGCCACCAAUAAUCAGAAGGAACCUCCCUUCGAGGAAGACAUCAUCGACGGAUUUGCCAUCCUCGCCUUCCGCACCUACGAAGAACUCGAGAGUGCAAUAAAGCUAGCUGGUAAAAAUAAUGUAAAGAAGCUGCAUACGUUGCUGUCAAUAGUGGAUGAAAAACCAAAGCUGGAUACUGGACAAAACAAUAGGCACAACGAGCACCAUAUCAAAAACCAUUUCAAGCACAACCACUAUACGCAUAAUUCCAUAUUGACACCGUCGACGCUCAAUCAGGGUCUAGAUGCAGGUACAAGCGACGAUAGUGGUAGAGCGUCUGAACAAUUGCAUGGCCCUGGUAUACCUAGGGAUUGCCAGGACGCAGACAGUUCCAGGGACCAUCUCAGCGAUGCUAGCAGUCAUUGCAGUUCGGGUAAAGGUUAUAUCUGUGAUAGUGAAGGAGAAGACGAUAAGGGCUCGGAUGCAGAGUCGAUACUCUUUGAAUCUUCUACCCCACCACCCCUUGCACGUAAAUACGAGCUGCCAUCUUCUUCGCCGCACGUGUUGCCUCCAGCGAACGGAGCAGGAGGGUCUCCUCCGGACACGGGCGGACAAAUUUCAAAUCCUGCAACGGAUGCACCGGCGCCUAUACCACCUCCAGUGCCAGCAUCUGCACCAGUUCCAACCGCACCGAGUCCUCCUAGCCCAACAUUACCCCCACACAUAUCCCAACCACCGAUGACUAGUCCAUUGGCAGCCAAUCCUCGUGCAAUAGCUCCGCAACAACGACCAGCUUCGCCUGCUCUGCCACCACCUUCCUUAUCCCAGCAACCUCAUACUACGAUACCUGCAUUGCAUCCACCUAAUGUGCCCCUCGUUUCAUCGAGCCAUACUACUAGUCCGGCGGUAGCUAAUUUAGGUGUUGCUCCAGCGGCACCAUCAAACGGUGCUGCUACUACGAGCUAUCCACCACCAAUACCCAUGGCCGCCUAUCCUCAAACACAACCGUCGUAUCCACCGCUUUAUACGCCGUACACAGCUCUAAAUCAUAGUCCGUAUCUCCCACCUGCGGUACCGUCUCCUUCCCAUUCCGCUUCUUCGCGUACAGACGUGAGAGGAAGUAGAGCCUCCCCUUGUACUAACAUAAGUAAGCAGACUAUAGGAAAUAACAUCACAAGUCAUAAUAAUACUCCUCUUAGCGCGGCUACUACAACAUGCGUGUCCACCAUAACUAAUACAGUUACCACGGCGAAUACCAUUGCUCACAGAGAUAUGGUGGCCUGUAGUUUGUCUGGAAGAAAUAAUAAUAAUAAUUCUCCGCGUGGACAUAGUCCUAGUCGAGAGAGAGACAGUUAUAGUAGCAACGUGAGUAGCCUAAGUAGAGGCAGCAUCACACCUGUAAGUGUGCCAAACACGUCUUCACCAGCUAAUUCUAGUCUACCUGCUUACACCAAACCACAGGGAUGGAUUGGUAGCAGCACAACCUCGCAGCUCUCUCCAGCAACGGCAACGUCAGUACCAAGGCCAACUCCUCCACCUGUACCACCACUCGGAAUACAUACGUUUCCACCGCCGAUGUUUGCAGCUCCGUUACCACCGCCUGUCUCUAGUUCCAGUCCGCAUACUUCACUUCCUUCACUUCCUCCACCUACGACCAACCCCAAUCCGUUUUCAGCAGAAUCACUUUUUCAAACAAGGGUGACUCAUGUCGCAGGUCAGGCAGACCUGUUAAGGAGAGAGCUGGACAAUAGAUUUUUGGCCUCUCAAGAUAGAAACGUCAGUGUAGGAGUUGGGAAUUUGGGUCCACCGCCGUAUCUUAGAACGGAAAUGCAUCAUCAUCAGCAUCAGCAUACGCACGUGCAUCAACAUACGACACCGUUGCUUCCACCGGCAGCGGCUACGACGUUAUUUCCACCACCGAUUUUCAAAGAUAUACCAAAACUUGGCGGAGUGGAGUCUCCCUUUUUUCGAGGUAAUUUAAACUUGUCUGGAUAUUCCGGAUUCAACACGGGAAUACUUCAUCCUGGGAUUGGUCCUCCUUCGACACCUUUCGUACCUCCCAAUCAUUUAACAUCAUUUGCACCAAAGGUAAAAAAGAAGAGCGGAAAAUGGAAUGCAAUGCAUGUACGCAUCGCAUGGGAAAUUUAUCAUUAUCAACAAAAGCAACAAGCAGAAGCGAAAGCUGGAAGUGUUGUUAACACGAAAACUGAAUUGCUAAGACCCCCAAGCCAUCUAUAUCCAGGAGGACCCGCAAGUGGUUUGGGAAUAACCGCUCCUCCUAUGGCACCUCCAUUCCCAACUAAUAUGCCACCUGCGCAUCCUGCACCACCUCCACCUCAUCCCGUUGGCUUCCUAUCCACGCCAACUUCUCAUUUAGGAACUGGAAUGUCACCGUUCGGAAGAUAUCCUUCGACGUUUGGAACGCCAAAUCCAAACUUUCCAGGUCUGUCGAGUUUUCCUCCGGCGAGAGAAAUGCCACCUUUAAGUGGCCUGAGUUCUGUACAUGAUCCAUGGAGAGGAUUGCAACGCGCAUCCACUGGCUUUCCACCUACCACAGUGUCAUGGGGGUUGAAACCAGAGCCACCAACGAUCGACAGACGAGCUGAACUCGAAGAACGUGAACGUGAACGCGAACGCGAACGAGAACGUGAGAGAGAACGUGAACGUGAACGUGAACGUGAACGCGUUCGACGCGAGAGGGAACGAGAAAGGGAGGAACAACGAGAGAGAGAAAGACGUGAACGCGAAAAGGAAGAGAAGAGAAAGCAGCAGGAAGCUGCCGAACGUGAAAGAGAAAGACGAGAUAAGGAACGUCGUGAGAUGGAGAGGCGCGAGAUGGAAAGAGAAAGAUUGCUCCAUCAAAAUCGACAACACGUGCUGGUAGGAAGAGAACGUUCGCCGUUGAGAAACGGUUCGGCACCGUUAGAUGCUGGAGAAGUUCGAGUCAAGGAAGAACCACGUAGCAAAGACGACGAAGUAGUGAUGCUUCCAAGGCCAUCAGGUCCUGGUCCAGGUGGUACAUCGGGUACAGGUCCUGGAUCAAAUCCAUUGUCUGAUCCAAGAUAUCAUCACCCACAUCCGCACGCUUAUCUAACGAGGCAUCCGCACAGUAUGCCUGCACCACAUUCUAUGCCACGAAGUAUGCUUCCAGGCUUAGGUGCACAUCCGAUGCAACAUUUUCCACCACCGUCUGCGCCUACAGGUCAACCAGGAGGUCCUUGGCCAGCGGAUCCCUUUAGAGACUACAGAUACGAUCCUCUUCAACAAUUGCGAUAUAAUCCUCUAAUGGCUGCUGCCGCCUUCAGAGCAGAGGAAGAAGAACGAGCAAAACUUUAUGCAGGAUAUCCACCAGCCCCGGUUAAUACACUUAGAGGCAAAGAUCCUAGUCCUGGACCAUUAAGCAAUUUACAUAUACACCAUAGGGCUGGUCCUGGCCCAGGUGUACCGGCAAGACAACUCGAGCCUGCAUUAAUGCACGCAGACAUUCACAAAAAAGAGGACGCGUCGCAAUCCCGAUGAUACAUCCUCCCAACGUCCUCAGCUUCUGCAAGUGAACGCACCGAUGGCUCCACGUUUUGAACAAUUCGAGUUACAGACACUCUCUUUCUCUCUCCUUUUACUAUACAUCAUCGGUGCUGAUAUUUUGCUAAUGGAGAAGAGGCGCGUUUAUUAUUUAAUGUGGGAAAAGAAUGGAAAAAAAUUGUAUAUAGAUUAUGUAAUUUAUAGUUAUCAAAGAGAGUACGAGAGAACGUGUGAGUAGAAUAUUAUUGACUUGAGAUAUAAGGACCGUACGAUUAAAUACGGUGCUGCUUUUUUUUUGCCCGUGUCAUCGUCGAAGAGAGAAGAUCGAUCGCCACGGCUGCUGCUGCGCUCCAUGGUGGUAGCUGAAUAUGGCGAAGGAUUUUUCGCAUCGAUUCAUUUCGAUCAAGCGACACGUUAUGAUGAUGAUGGGGAUCCAUGCUAAAACUGAAGAGAGAAAAAAAAAACAAGUAAAAAAUUAUGUGAUUUCAGCGAUUUUGGGAAAUCUGACUGUCUAUAGCGAUAUCAAUUUUAAUUUUAAUUUUUAA
Vespula pensylvanica (western yellowjacket) is the source of this 5594-nucleotide messenger RNA. RefSeq names its product autism susceptibility gene 2 protein-like (gene tay). NCBI's taxonomy places the organism in Eukaryota, Metazoa, Arthropoda, Insecta, Hymenoptera, Vespidae. The transcript has 17 exons. The record is from RefSeq and is a predicted model, not a curated record. Bases 877 to 5046 code for a protein of 1389 amino acids.